Molecule: messenger RNA, 3788 nt
Organism: Lathyrus oleraceus (garden pea)
Lineage: Eukaryota; Viridiplantae; Streptophyta; Magnoliopsida; Fabales; Fabaceae
Exons: 3
Coding region: 1910-3631 (573 amino acids)
Biological process (GO): carotene biosynthetic process; xanthophyll biosynthetic process; ubiquinone biosynthetic process
Cellular component (GO): mitochondrion
Molecular function (GO): FAD binding; 4-hydroxy-3-all-trans-polyprenylbenzoate oxygenase activity
Source: RefSeq, a predicted model, not a curated record
UAAUUUUUGGGGUAUGACAGCUGCCCCUGUUCAAUAUUCUUGAACCGAGAGAGUUAGGAUGGCGUGUAUGCCAUUCGUGGUCUGGAGGUGGAAGAUUAUUGAACACUAGAAUGCCUCAAAAUUUGCCCUCCUCUCUUGGGACUAGCAUUAACAUAUUUGCAUUGCAUUUUAGGACAUUAGGCAGUUCAUGUUGCAUAUCAUGUGGUUACAUUAUGCAAGCCAUUCUCCCAAGUCUUGAUCAGAAGAUGAGGAAGUCAAAAGUGCAAGCCUAGGUUACUGACUGAUCAUGGCCAUCUGAGGAUUGGGCCGUGAAUUAGGGUUUCAUGAUUCUCAAGGGUAUUGGUCUUCAUAUUGAUUGAAUUGAUACAUCAUCAUCAUGGUUGGAUGUCAUCAGAAGAUUGAAGAAGAUUCCUUGAGAUUAGGGUUUUGACCACUGGUCAACCCUAAUCAGUUGCAUUGGGCCAAUCAGGGCUGGAUCAGGAGAUGAGGUUUCUGAAGGAGAUGAGGAUCAUUUUGUGAUUAUAUGGUGAUUAUUGAGGCUAGGGUUUCACCCUUGAGCCAUUUCAGUUGGAGAUUGGGGUUCAGAUUGAUCUGUGCAUUGCCCAAUUCAUCUGUCAGUUGAAAAGUCAACUGUGGUCAACUGUACAUGAUCUGGUGAAUUUGGAGGUGGAAAUGAGUUAGACACACUUCAUUCAUGUUGGAACAAGUGUUAAAUGACAUCUCAAAGCUUAAAAUUGAAGAAAAUCAGGUCAGGACAAACACUGCCAAAAAUAGCAAGUGACUUGUAACUGAAGUUUCCAAAAAUGGAAAGUUUUUGACCUCAAAAACAGAAGUCCAAGGAAGCUUCAAAUGAAAAAUUGUUCAACAUGACAGAUGUAGAUCUUGUUCUCACCUUUCCAAAAAGUCCAAGAACUUGAAAAUCCAAUGUACGGUUUGCAAGAUAUGGCUCAGUGAAUUUCAGAAAAGACCCGUAAUCAGGAGGGCAUAACUACCACGUGGUUUAUCCAAAAUGCAAGUUCUUUAUAUGCACAAAUUCCAUUUAAUGUGUACUUCAAAGUUGCAUAAUUGGAUUUUUUGGAAAAGGCUCCAUGCAAAAUGCCAUUUUUGAAGUGAAUCAAUUUAAGGAGAGGGGCAAAAUGGUCCAAUUUUGGAAAUAUGGAGAAUUUGGAAAAAAGGCCAAUGCUAUUAGCUUCCAAUGGAUAUUUUGGACUUGUUUCAAGUGUUAAUUUUCUGCUGAAUUUGCUUCUAAGCAUUGAAGAGCUUAACUCCAAAUUGCACAUAAACCAAUUUCCACUAAUCAUUUCUCUUGCUUAAUUGUAAUUAUAGUUAGAUUAAGCAUGGCAUAUAAAAACAAAAACUCUAACAGAAUUUGGAGGAGCUUUUUUUCUGCUAAUCACGCUAAUCUAAUCACAUUUUCACAUUGAUUCUACACAAAAGCUAACAGAAAAUCCUUCAGCAAAAAAAGAUCGCACUCUCACAUUCUCUCUUUUUUCAAAUUCUUCCACAAAUCUUUUUGAUUUUUUUUUUGACAAAUCCUAUCAAGUUCUUUGGAAUUUUCUCUGUUGAUUGAAAAAUUGCAGGUAUUGUUGAGCCUCUAUUGAUGAAAGCUGGAGCAAAACCGCAACCGAUUCCAACUGUUACGAAGCCUUGAACGUCCAUAACAGUUGUUGAUUCUUGACAAUCUAAGCAUCUUCGAGCUCCAAGAAUCAUUCUAGGUACCUUCCAACACCGACUCCGUCAUCUGUUUCGCAUCACCGGAGCUCCAAUCGCAACGGCAUCGCAACUGUCAUCAAGAAAAGGUACCUUUAGUUGCUCAGUUCCUUGCGAACUUUUGCUUUGCGUUGCUUAAGCAACUUGCAUUGAGGGACACUUUUGAUCGAGAUUCUGGUUGAGAGACUUUCUGUUCAAUAUGAGGACCGGUUUGAAGAACAACAUUGCUUACAGUUUCUUUGAUCCAGAGAUUGGUGUCUUGAAGGAUAUGGUAGCAUUGAUUACUCCCGAUCAUGUGGGGAUGUUUAGAGAGUCAUACGGCGGUAUUCUGAAGACGGUUUUCAGGCUCACUGACUGCGACAGGAGCGCUAUCCACACUCUUCUUCAGUUCUAUGACCCUGGGUUGAGGUGUUUCGUUUUUCCAGACUAUCUGUUGGGACCUCUGAUGGAGGAUUAUGUCAGCAUCCUGGGUAUUCAGAUCCGUGAUCAGAUUCCUUUUCAUGUCACCAGAGCAGAGCCAGAUGUCCUUGGAAUUUCACGUGCUCUUUAUUUGAGUCCGGAAAUGGUCAAGGAAGGUUUGAAGGAAAAAGGAAAGCUACCCGGGUUUCAUUUGAGUUUCUUGGAGGCCAAUGCCAAGGAACAUGCUGCUGUGGGUAACUGGAAGACGGUCUGUGCUCUGAUUGCUGUGAGCAUUUAUGGGAUUGUGUUGUUUCCUAACCAGAAGAAUUUUGUGGACCAUAAUGCUAUCAGAUUGUUUAUACAGAGAAACCCUAUUCCUACCCUGAUUGGAGAUGUGUACUAUUCAGUGCAUAACAGGAAUGAGAAGAGGCGUGGGGGUCUGGUCAGAUGCUGCUCUCAGUUGCUCUUUAGAUGGUUCAUGGGGUAUUUGCCUUCCCGAGGUGCUUUUGUUCAGAUUGACCCUAGUGUCAAGUGGUCCUUCCGAUUGAUGGGUCUGCGGGCUGAUGACAUUGCUUGGACUCAUAAUGGUUUAGCUGGUCAGGACUUCAUAUGCAGUUGUGGGAGUUUACCUAAUGUGCCUUUGGUGGGAGUUCAGGGUUGCAUUAAUUACAACCCGAUGCUUCUCCGGAGACAGAUGGGGUUUGCUAUAGAGGGUCCUCCUCUCGGGCGAGAGAUUCAGGAGUCCUUCUAUUUCCCGAUUGAUGGUAACCAGACCAAGCUGAGGCAGGUAUUGGACGAAUGGCGAGAUAUCCAGAGGAGGGGUAAGGUUCCUUAUGGCAAAGUCAACUGCCGGUAUUUUCCACUAUUUGAGGAUUGGUUGCGGAAGAGGAUUGAGUCUACAUUUCUACCGUUCCCUGGAGGUGACUCAGUGUGUCCUAGGAUUGAGGGUCCAAGUUCUUCUGUCAGCACGGAGGAGUUCCUUGAGAUGAAGAGGGCCAGAGAUCAGUUACUUGCAGAGAAAACGGAGUUGGAGAGAAGUGUUGCUCAUUUUCAGGCAGCUAAUCAGGAAAUCAAAGUGAAGAUGGAAGAUCAAGACAAGCGACAUGCUUUGGAGGCCAAACGCUUCGAGAUGGAUACAGCCUACUAUGGGAAGAUCAGCCAAGCUUUAGCAUCGUCCAACAGGGAGCAUGACAUCACAAAGGAGAAGCUGUUCAGAGCAUCGAAGGUGAUUGAAGAUGAAAAGAGGAGGCAGAUCAUUGUCCGGGAUCAGAGAGAUGACAGAGUCAGGGGUCUCAUUGCUGAGUGGGAGGCAAAGCUGCAAGUCAAGGAGUCAGAGAAGCUAAAGAUCAUUGCAGAGAGAGAUCACUAUAUGGCUGAGAGAGACCACUACUUCAGGCAGAUGAAGAUUCAUCAGAAGGAAGUUGGAAGACUACAGCAGGAGAAUACCGAGCUCAGGUUCGCCGCAGAGUUCGCGAGGAUGGAAGAUGAGAUAGGGCCAUCUGUGGGACCCUCAUCUAGCUAGAUCUUUCAUUUGUGUUGAAUUACCGUCAGGCUUGUUGACGGAAUUCAUUUGUCUUUCUUUCCUAUUCUGGGGGAUUGUAUUUGAUAUUUGAUCUGAUAUAUGACUAUUGCACUGAUUGUGCACUCUUUUGGUUAUGUGAUGGUGAUUUUCAUGCAGU